AUGGCCGAUCUGCAAAUGAUGGUCUCUGAGAAUAAACGCUACGGAGAGAUCCAUACUUUCACUGGAUUCGAUUCAAAACACCUUAAAAGAAUCGACUUCAUUUUCGUGAACAGGGACGAACCAAAGUUGGCCAACAGUAAUUCUAAGAGAGGCAGUCCGGAGAGGUGGUGGCUUGUGGAGGGGUACGCUGUGCUCCCAAAUCGAUUCGAGUGUGGAAUCUACAAUUCUGAUCAUCAAGUUGUCUCAGAAACUCCGCAACAAUUUUCUCGACGGAGUGGCGUACCCAGCGCCAGCAUGACCAUACGAAUGCACUGUUUUGAAUAUCCCGUCUACAAUUUCGGCCUCCACUCUCGGGGCGCCCUCUCUUGCUGGCCUAAGACCACACUGGACGCUCAAGACCUCGAAUGA
Letharia columbiana is the source of this 408-nucleotide messenger RNA. RefSeq lists its product as uncharacterized. NCBI's taxonomy places the organism in Eukaryota, Fungi, Ascomycota, Lecanoromycetes, Lecanorales, Parmeliaceae. Bases 1 to 408 code for a protein of 135 amino acids. The transcript is spliced from 2 exons. The record is from RefSeq and is a predicted model, not a curated record.